AUGAGUGCAUCUUACAACACCAAUCUACCAUCUGCAGACGGACUUUCGCCAGUGCACAGCAAUAGCAGCAAUGGCAACAAAAAGCUACUAGACACAUUGCCUACUGUAAGAAAGAGUGUAUCUCGACACAACAUGAGCAAUGGCACCAACAACAAUAACAACCUUCACAUCAAUCACUCUCCGACAUCGACAUCCAGAGCCUUCCACAAGAAUGCUUCAGAUCAACAACUGCUACAGAAACAACUGACAGUAGAGACUGCUGUGUUUCCAGAGCAUCAAUCAAACUUGUUUCAUAAUACAUCCAACGAUGGUCAUUCCUUGACCAAGAAAUCCAGCAGUACACCAGUCAUUGCACCCAAUGCCACGACAACCGGCGAUGCACGCAGCGUUGUAUCCGGCAGCGAAUCGACUAGAUCUAUUUCAAAUAACAACAAGCGCAAAAAGAAGGCCAACAUUGCAUCGAGUUUUGUGAACCCUACCGACAUUUUUGCUCAGAAUCUGAGUGAUGCUGUGAUGGAUGCUGAUGAUUCGGAUGAUUUAGAGUCUUAUGUGUACCGCGAUAAGCCAAAUCCUUCAUAUACCGUACCGCCCUGGACCUACAACAACAGCACCAACGACCAUAUGCUAGAUCAUUCGUAUUAUGAUCGACAUUAUUCAUCGACAGGCACAGAAAGCAACACGGACGGAUGUGAUUACAAUUAUACAAAGGAAAAGUUCUUUUCAUCUAGAAGACCGGUGCUUCGAUCCACUGUAUCAGAGAUACGGCCCACAUCCUCAUCCUCCCUGAGCAACAAGAAUAGCAAAAAGCUGAGGCCCUCUUACAAGUACCAGACAUCCAGUUACUAUUACGGCGUUGCGCCUACUAGCGACGAUGAGUUUACACCGCUUGUUAGAUUGAGACCAGCGCGCAGAAGGAAAGGGUCGAGCAACCAUGGUAGCCAUUCUGGAUCCAGUAACAACAGCUGCUGCAGAGCAUGCUUCACUCUACUGUUUGUGCUAUUAGGCUGUGCUUUCUCACUGUGUUUUGUGUGGCUAUUGGUUGCUAUCUAUGCUAGCCCUUUGACGGAUGUAGAGGUUGUUGGUAUUAGUAAUGUAUUAGGGACGCAAAAGGAACUGAUAUUCAACCUACAAGUGCGAGCAAGAAAUAGCAAUUGGUGGACCAUUCGUAUGACAAACACUGCCUUCAGCGUAUUUGCAUCUAGCCAUUAUGUGCCCACCACUCUCAUGUCACUUGACAAUAAUACACAUCAUAAUGACACUGUAUCAGCAUCAUACAGUGAUAGCAAUAUAACUUCUUUUGGAGCAGAUCCAGCAGAGUUUCUAGGAACAAUCUAUCACCUUGAAGAUCCACUCAUCUAUCAAUCAGGAAGUCUGUUCAAUCCAGUGCUCAGUACAGCCACAAGCCAAAUUCAGAUAAGAAACCCGGGCUCUACCAAAGACGAUAACAGUGGCAAUGAGAGAUGGUCCUUGUUGAUCCGCUAUCCUUACGAAUUGACCGUCAGAGGUGUGCUCAAGUACCAGAUCCUGCCUUAUUUACCAACACUCACACAACUGCACUCUGUUCGUGUAUGCAAGAUUUCUCGCAUUGAUCCUGCUACAGGCAAGAUUUCAGAUGAUGUUACUAUACCCAAAAAGUCGAUAUGCGAUGAUCCUUCCCCGGUUGAAGGCUCUAAAAUCAACCAUUUUUCAUAG
Mucor velutinosus is the source of this 1692-nucleotide messenger RNA. RefSeq lists its product as uncharacterized. NCBI's taxonomy places the organism in Eukaryota, Fungi, Mucoromycota, Mucoromycetes, Mucorales, Mucoraceae. The record is from RefSeq and is a predicted model, not a curated record. Gene Ontology annotation, cellular component: fungal-type vacuole membrane; PAS complex. The transcript is spliced from 6 exons. Gene Ontology annotation, biological process: positive regulation of phosphatidylinositol biosynthetic process; protein localization to vacuolar membrane; vacuole inheritance. Bases 1 to 1692 code for a protein of 563 amino acids.